This is a messenger RNA of Fusarium keratoplasticum, 1830 nucleotides long. RefSeq names its product HET domain-containing protein. The record is from RefSeq and is a predicted model, not a curated record. The coding region runs from base 1 to 1830 and encodes 609 amino acids. NCBI's taxonomy places the organism in Eukaryota, Fungi, Ascomycota, Sordariomycetes, Hypocreales, Nectriaceae. The transcript has a single exon.
AUGUCGACCGUGACCUCUCGCUUGGCCUUCGCUACGGUGGUCUCCGAAGUCGAAGGCGCAGAUCUCGAGGACACCUACCUCACUCUCGACAGUCGACAGAUCCGACUUCUCACUCUUGGACCUGGGAAAUACGGCGACGAGAUCGUGGGCCAUCUCGAAAUAGUUGACCUCAAGGACGAGCCCAUCUUUGAAGCUCUGUCCUAUUGUUGGGGUGACAGAACUGAUGUUUGCGAGAUCACUGUCGAUCAGCACAAGGUUUGCGUUACGAGGAACUUGUAUAGAGCGCUUCAGAGACUGAGAUAUGAGACCAUUCCUCGCCAAGUCUGGGCUGACGCCAUUUGCAUCAAUCAAGAAGAUGAUGUCGAAAAGGCUCACCAGGUUAACUUGAUGAGGGAUAUCUUUACAAGGGCUUCUGGAACCACGCUCUUUAUCGGCGACUACCAAGACUAUGCAACGCCUUCUAUACCAUUCAGCACAGAGGUCGAACCAGAAUGCCAGGCCGGAGUUGAGAACGCGGUUGCACUUAUCCACAAGCUGGCCGAAGACCACCACAUCUUCUAUCUCGACUUCAACUCUGAUGAAAGCUCUCUGCCAGACAAGUCAUUCCGAGUCCUGUACAAAGCCACCGAAUGCAUACGCUCCCUUGUCACCCAGCCUUGGUGGUCCCGUAUGUGGACCGUCCAAGAAGCCGUCCUCCCAGCUGAUCCAACCGUGCAAUACGGGGCCAUCAAGCUGAGUUGGAUGGCCUUCAGCCAGGCUGUGGAUAGCAUGUUUGGGCACUUUCAAAAAAGAUGCUGCAACAUGAAGGUCCGAAACGACUUGGCUGAGGAGCCGCCAAUUGUGACCUUUUACAAUAAGGUCUCGGCUGUUGAUCGUCGAAGGGAAGAUCCACUGCCACUGAAUAUGCUCUUGGGCAGAUUCCGUGAUCGCAAAGCGACUGAUGCCAGAGAUAUGAUUUAUGGGGUCCUUGGACUUGCGCACGAUGAGGCUACCACGGCAGGAAUCGAAGCUGAUUAUACCAUCGAGACGGUGCAGUUGUAUGCCCGGAUAGCUCUCAAGUUGAUACAGCUACAUGGCGAUCUCCGGCCGUUUAUGCAAGUAUAUCACUUCCAGGGAGAUCGUCUUCAGGGACUGCCUUCAUGGGUUCCGGAUUAUUCGCUCGGUGGCGAUUGGGAAUACUACUCCGUCGCUUUACUGUACGUUCAGGACUUUUGGAAGCCCGUCGACUUGACCCCAUUCAAGCCUCCCGCUGGGGACAACCCUUUGGAGCUGCACGUUUCUGGAAUUCUCUUUGACGACAUCAUAGCUGUUGGCGAUGCAGUGACACCUUGUCCGAGGAAGCAGAUUAUGGAUGUGUUUGACAAGUGGGUUGACCUCGUUCGAUCUCUCGGUUACUGGAGCUCCCGAUAUCCCACUCAAGAGGGCACAUACGAGGACAACAUGUGGAUGAUACUCUGCCGUGGUCUGAUUUGGCUUAACUCGCACGACUACCGAAUGGCAACCCACGAAGACAGACAGCUUGUGGAGGAGGAAAUCCCUACAAUCCCAGACGGAAGGCCGGUCAACAUUGACCUACAGCUGCUGUACUUUCAGCGGUUCUUCAUCACGCGCAAAGGCUAUAUGGGCCUGGCAUCUCCGGAUAUUCAAGUCGGAGACACGGUCCAUGUUUUGGUUGGCGGAAAUACUCCAUUCAUUAUGAGAAAGCCUGGACAGGGCGUCAGCGACCAGAGCAACCAUUUCUCUCUCGUCUCUGCGGCCUUUGUCCAUGGAAUCAUGCAGGGUGGUCUGUUGCCCAAAGAGGAAGAGCUGGAGUCAUUCACGCUUGUUUAG